This is a messenger RNA of Arvicanthis niloticus (Nile rat), 1027 nucleotides long. RefSeq names its product complement C1q C chain (gene C1qc). Gene Ontology annotation, molecular function: protein binding. The record is from RefSeq and is a predicted model, not a curated record. Lineage: Eukaryota; Metazoa; Chordata; Mammalia; Rodentia; Muridae.
GUGUCUUCCUGUCUGGGAGAACAGGACGUCUCUGACUAGGCCUGAAGUCCCCCACACUCUCAGGAUGGCUGUAGGACCCAGAUGCAAUCUUCAAUGUGGACUCUACCUGCUGCUGCUUCUCCUGGCCCUACCGCUCAGGAGCCAGGCCAGCGCUGGCUGCUAUGGGAUCCCAGGGAUGCCAGGCAUGCCAGGGGCCCCUGGGAAGGACGGGCAUGAUGGACUCCAGGGGCCCAAGGGUGAGCCAGGAAUCCCAGCUAUCCCUGGGACCCGAGGACCCAAGGGUCAGAAGGGCGAGCCUGGCAUGCCUGGCUUUCGUGGGAAAAAUGGCCCCAUGGGGACCUCUGGGUUGCCAGGGAAUCCAGGCCCCAGGGGGCCCCCCGGGGAGCCGGGUGAGGAGGGUCGAUACAAACAGAAGCACCAGUCGGUGUUCACGGUCACCCGGCAGACGGCCCAGUACCCGACGGCCAACAGCCCCGUCAAGUUCAACUCGGUGGUCACCAACCCUCAGGGGGAUUACAACACGAACACAGGGAAGUUCACCUGCCAAGUGCCCGGCCUCUACUACUUCGUCUACCACACGUCGCACACGGCCAACCUGUGCGUGCACCUGCACCACAACCAGUCCAGGGUGACCAGCUUCUGCGACCACAUGUCCAACAGCAAGCAGGUCAGCUCCGGAGGGGUCCUCCUGCAGCUGCAGAGGAACGACGAGGUGUGGCUGGCAGUCAGUGACUACAAUGGCAUGGUGGGCAUGGAAGGCUCCGACAGCGUCUUCUCUGGUUUCCUAUUGUUUCCCGACUAAAAUGGCAGGCUGCUUCCAGCCACCCACCUCGCUUCCUCUGCUGCCCCCAUCCUCACUCAGACCUCUUCCUCCAGGAAGUCCACCCUGGUUCCUGAUCCAUCCUCAGAGUUUCUCUGGGAACCCCUACUGGUACCAUUCCUGUGGCCGUUUAUCGAUACCUUAUGGGACUAUUUUUUUGUUGUUGUUGUUCAGGUGGGGAGAUAGAAAAAUAAACAGAUCACUUAA